This is a messenger RNA of Mirounga angustirostris (Northern elephant seal), 931 nucleotides long. It is a transcript of the gene TRPC5OS, whose product is annotated as TRPC5 opposite strand. The coding region runs from base 373 to 705 and encodes 110 amino acids. NCBI's taxonomy places the organism in Eukaryota, Metazoa, Chordata, Mammalia, Carnivora, Phocidae. The record is from RefSeq and is a predicted model, not a curated record. The transcript is spliced from 2 exons.
CCGCUUGAAAGCGGAAGUCCGGAAGACAUUCACAGGCUGGAACCUUGACUUUCUCAUCCAUCUCAGCUCUAUCACAGAUCUGCUUUGCUGUUUUCUUUUGGCGGUGGCAGUCUCUCUGGUGGUCAUUAUAAUAGCAGUUUACUGCCAACACAAACAAGAGCGUCGUAUGUAAGUUUUGUGGGAGGUUCACCAACUUUAUCAAAAAGUGCUGUAGGACCACUGGCCUCAUUCUAUACUUGAUCAUAUCAACAGCCUCAUUUCUCAACCAAAACAACCAUAGAACCAUUCCUAGCCCCAUAGGAUCCAUUAUCACCAAGAGCCCAUUUGCUACAGCUUUCAGUAAUAUUUAUCUACUGAGGAGAUCAUUGAGGCAUGGAGCCUGUGUCAGUCCCCGUGCUGGUUGCUGGACUUGUUGAUUGUGUAGCCCAGUUAAUAAGAGUAGCUGAAGAGCUUUUACAGCUGAUUUCACAAGAACAGGUUCCUUGUGUAGAGCAAAAUGAUAGAGCAGAAGAGGUAGAAAUGGAUGCAUCUCCUCCUGAGGAAGGUUCGCUCCCAGACCUUGCUGAGCUCUCAGACUUAGAGUCAAUACUUACACCAAGAGAAGAUGAAGACCUAAUCCUUGACAUAGAUCAAGCGAUGUUAGACAUAGAAGAUUUAUAUGAAGAUGUACUCUCCAGUAUAAACAAUGACCUAAGAAGUGGUUAAGAUCUAAUUUGCCCCCAGCAGCAUGUGAGAACUGAUCGUUUUUCUGUUUUAAAUAGAUUCUGAUUUUUCUGAGUAUUAACAAUGUUUGUUUUCUCCUAGUUCUGUACAUUUUCAUUACUAAUAGCUUAUAGAACAAGUAAUACUAGAUUUACUUCCAGUAGAAGCUGGUCUGUUUUCUUCUUUAUAUUUCUUUUAAAAGCUCCGACUUUAGCCAUAUGGCUUUUUA